GACCAAACCAGAGGAAUAACGUUUCCCUCCUUUCCCUUUAAAUGCCAAAUUCCCAAACCAAAACUCACUCCAAAGCACACUCCCAACCCACCCAAGAACGACACAGCAAUUCUCUCUCCUUCAUUGCCCAUUUUUUUUUUUAUGUAUGUUGGAACAGACUCCUAGAGGUUAGCUAUGGAAAUUGGAGAAUCCACAGAUGUUGCUGUGCGAAAGAGUGCCCUCACGCCUAAGGCUAUUAUAUAUCAGAAGUUUGGUAAUGAGGCAUGCUUUAAAGUUGAGGAAGUACAGGAAUCUAACCAAAAUGAAUGCCCGGGAUUGGCUAUUGUACAGAGAGGUCCUUGCCUGUACCGUUGCUCAUUGCAGCUUCCUGAAAUUUCUGUUAGUUCUGGAACUUUUAAAAAGAAGAAGGAAGCUGAGCAAUCGGCCUCGGAAUUGGCCUUACAAAAGCUAGGUAUUGAUCCUGCAACGUACAACAUUGCUGAACAAGAUCCAUGGAAUGCUCUAGUCAAUCGUAUCAAGUUUUUGUUCUCAAGUGAGUUCCUAACUACUCUUCAUCCUCUAAGUGGUCACCUCAGAGCAGCUUUGCAGAGAGAAGGUGAUCUCUAUGGUCAUGUUCCUGUUUCAGUCAUUGCUAUGCUUGAUCCCAAAAUUUCCAAUCUAAGCAAGUCCAUAGAUCCUAAGGUGGAGUUGCAUCCAUAUAUGGCCAUAUCUUAUGUUAUGAAGGCUGCUGCUGGAUUAUCUGGGAUUGUUGAUACUUCUGAAAAACAGCUUUGGGUCAAGAGGAAAAAUCCAUACCCUCUUAAAAUUACAGAUUUAGAUAUUCAACAAUCUGGCUCACCAGGAAGUUGCUCGGUUGAAGCCAUAUAUAUACCAUGUUCAAAUGGGAAGAUCGUUUAUGCUGUAAACCUUGAUGUUUCUUCAACAGGAUAUUACCUGGAUGUUGUUGCAAAUCAGCUAGGUUUGAUGGAUGCUUCUAAGGUUUUGAUUACCAGGCCUAUUGGUAGAGCUUCUUCUGAGGUGAGGUUGUACUUUGCUGCUUCGGAGACUCAUAUGUUAGAAGUGUCUUCAGAUCUUUCAAAUACCAAACCAGACAUGCAUUCUGAUGGAUCUUAUAACACAAGGUCAAGUUGCUUGUCUGGUGAGGCUAUAUAUGGUGAUGCAAUUUUGGCAUCCAUUGGAUAUACGUGGAAGUUUAAAGACCUUUUUCAUGAAGAUUUAAGCAUGCAAACAUAUUACAGGAUGCUUUUGAACAAGGUACCAAGUGGAGUUUACAAGUUAUCGCGAGGAGCAAUACUUGCGGCUGAUUUACCUUUAGCAUAUACUACUAGGGCAAACUGGAGGGGUUCCUUUCCAAGAGAAAUCCUCUGUACAUUUUGCCGCCAGCACCGACUUUCUGAACCUAUUUACUCAACUGUAAGUAUCUCUGAAGCACCAUCUGAGACAUCAGGGUCACACAAAAAGUUGAAGUUGAGAGACUCAGCUGUGGAAGAGACAGAGCAUGCAAAUGGUAGCAUAGUUGCUGCUGGUUCCAAGGGAGUAGUGGAAUCAGGAGGCACCUUUCGAUGUGAAGUUAAGAUAUAUUCAAAGUUUCAGGAUUUGAUCAUAGAGUGUUCACCAAAGGAAUCUUACAAGAAGCAGAGUGAUUCCUAUCAAAAUGCAUCUUUGAAAGUUCUAAUAUGGUUAGAUGCAUAUUUUAUGAAUUUCAAUACUCCUGUAGAGAGUCUAAACAGUUCUGCAUGUGAACUCGACAUUAAAUUUAACCCUACAAACUUUUUUAAAGCAUUUGCACUCUGUCGGCCCAUUCAAUCUUUCUCGUAUGGUGAGACUCAGGAAGGCAGAGCAGAUGAGUCAAAUGCUAUGCCAGGACAAGGAAUAUGUGGUCCAGAUUCUGGUGUCUCUCCAUCUAAUGGAUCAAUAGCAUGUAUAAGUUAUUCAGUGAUGUCGGUGAUUAAAAGUACAAAUACAAAAGAACUUCUUGAAAGUAGUGAUGAGUUUGAGUUUGAGAUUGGAUCUAGUUCAGUGCUACACCAAAUUGAAGCAGCUAUUUUGCAAAUGACUGUUGGGCAGUCAGCUAUUUUACAUAUGGACGUGCACUCUCCAGAAUUAAUUUUAGCUGCCGCAACUGAUUCUGAAAGGAUUCUGUCUUUGCUGUCUUCAAAAGACUGCUGCUUGGAGUAUGCUAUAACUUUAUGUCAAGUAACAGAACCUCUGGAAGACAGAAUGGAGCAGGCACUUUUCAGUCCUCCUCUUUCUAAGCAGCGAGUUGAAUAUGCAGUACAACACAUUAGACAAACCUGUGCUACUACUUUGGUUGAUUUUGGAUGUGGCUCUGGAAGUUUGUUGGAUUCUUUAUUAAAUUAUCAGACUUCUCUUGAAAAAAUUGUUGGCGUUGAUAUUUCUCACAAAAGUCUUGUACGCGCAGCAAAAAUACUACAUUCAAAACUAAAUGCAAAUGAAGCUAGUGCUGGUAUUAAGUCUGCUAUUCUAUAUGAUGGUUCUAUCACAGAAUUCGACCCUAGAUUGUGCAGAUUUGAUAUUGGUACUUGUUUAGAGGUAAUCGAGCACAUGGAGGAAGAUCAAGCAUGGUUGUUUGGUGACGUUGUGCUGAGCUACUUUUGUCCAAAGAUUCUGAUUGUUUCUACUCCCAACUACGAAUACAAUGUAAUACUCCAGAGAUCUAAUCUAUCAAACCAGGAAGAAGAUCCAGAAGACAAAGCUCAGUCUCAAGCCUGUAAAUUUCGUAAUCACGACCAUAAGUUCGAGUGGACUAGAGAGCAGUUCGAGCAGUGGGCGUCAGACUUGGCCACUAAACACAAUUACAGUGUUGAGUUCAGUGGUGUUGGUGGUUCUGGUGACAUGGAACCCGGUUUUGCUUCCCAGAUUGCUGUUUUCAGAAAGGGAACAACUCCAACUCUAGCUAACGAUGAUCUGCCAGUAGUUGUUGCUGAUAAUCAUUGCAGCGUUGUGUGGGAAUGGAAUAGUGGCAAAAGAUCAUGAAUCUCUCACUAACAAACCACACAUGAAGUAGACAUUUUGAUUACUAGCGUUUGGCAUUUGUCACAUAGUUUUCUAUAACUAAUGAUAAAGGCCACUCAAUGCUAAAGUAUUUGCAAAUUAAAAUGUGGCUACCCUAUAGAUUGUUGACCAAAGUUUCUAUGAAGUUAGCUGACUAAAGUUACCUAUUAAAAA
Humulus lupulus (European hop) is the source of this 3189-nucleotide messenger RNA. Its product is annotated as small RNA 2'-O-methyltransferase. NCBI's taxonomy places the organism in Eukaryota, Viridiplantae, Streptophyta, Magnoliopsida, Rosales, Cannabaceae. The transcript is spliced from 10 exons. Gene Ontology annotation, molecular function: RNA methyltransferase activity; O-methyltransferase activity. Gene Ontology annotation, cellular component: nucleus; cytoplasm. Bases 175 to 2997 code for a protein of 940 amino acids. Gene Ontology annotation, biological process: RNA methylation; siRNA processing; piRNA processing. The record is from RefSeq and is a predicted model, not a curated record.